Messenger RNA from Microbotryum saponariae, 2058 nucleotides. The record is from the annotation of a GenBank genome assembly. Lineage: Eukaryota; Fungi; Basidiomycota; Microbotryomycetes; Microbotryales; Microbotryaceae.
AUGUCCAUUCAGUCGAGGGAUUUGGAACAAGUCAUGGAGAAUGGUAAGUGCUAACGACGUCAUGGUUCCCGGCCGACCUGGGUGGUAGCGACUCCUUGCGGCACUCGGACCCACGCCCGGCCGCCGGCUCGCAGUCGCGUUGACGCGCACACUUUCAUCAUGUCAUCAUCCUCAUCGCCAUCAUCCACAGACUUCGUUUUGGAAUGGUCCUCUCAGCGAACUUCUGCCGGCUAUGUGUGCCGGUACUGUGGUGGCGAGCGCAUGUGGUAUCGUCGCGCCGUUCGGCACGGCGCCACGACCAAGAAGCACCUUGACGCGUACAACAGUCGAGCCGCUGUCAAUUGGGCCAACCGAUUACUGUAACCCACGCCUCAGGCGCCCUCGAGCAGCGACGAGGCCGACUUGGUCGAUUUCAAUGAAAAUCCGGCAGAGACCGGAACAGUAGGCCACUCUCUGCUUGCUGUCGCUGGCGAGAUCAUCAAGUCGUCUGAACGCGUGCCUGCUUCCAGUCCGUCCCCGCCAAGUGAUCAGGAGGAUUCCGCUCUCGACCACGCCCUCUUCGUUUCAGAAGGCAAUUGCUCGCCCUAUUCCCAGGGCACUGGCUCCAAGUCCGACAGCGAGGUCGAGAUCGAUGGCGAGGCGGAGGAAGAAGAGUCGGAUGACCGGGUGCAGACUUGGGCCACUGCGGGCUCCACCAGUGAGUGGGGACGAGCACUGAUGCAGUGCCCCUCAUGAACUUCCCACCAACGCAAGUAUUGCCCAACUUGUUGUCUGUAGCUGUGUUGACAGGCACCCCCGCGAUGCGGACACGGCUGAGCGUGCGCAACUACACAAGCGUGCCCGAUUCGUCGCAUCCCUGGUAUCCCUUCCCCAGUCAGAACGUGCGCCGAUCUACUCUCGUUGCUCCGGAAUCACGCGACGGCCAGGAGCUGACCCCCUUGUGAACAUAGCUGAUGAUCAUCGUCGUGUUUCUCAGAUCCCACAGAUCCCACAAACGCCGGGUCGGCGUGCAAGAGCUGGACGACAAGCUUGCAUUCGCCAAGGCCUUCGGCGUGCAGGGUCUUCCUGCGGCGUCUUCCGUCAAAAAGUUUCUGGCCAACUUGGAAAAAGAGAUUCCGCUCUUCAAGCCCCGCCAGUAUACGAAGGAGGACUCACGGACGCUCCCUUCACGUGGUGUCGCCUCGCGAUUACAUCGCUGCGGUAGGUCCCUGCGAUUCUGUGUCAAUGGUCGAAUGCCUUUGACUGAACCGUUUCCGGCACAGCAAUUUGCAACGCCUUCAUUGACCCCUCUCGUGCGAAGCGCGGAGGAGAAUCCAAGACGCGCUCGAGUGGAUGAAGAUGGUCGAAAAGAAGUGCGUAGUCGACGAAUUUUACAUCAGCAAGGCUAAGGAAGCACUUUUAAACCUGCCGUGGCACGAGUUACCGUGCGUGCCAGCCUCAGUGGGCAACUUGAACGAGCUCAGCUGGGCAUAAGCGACUUGUGAACUUGCUCAGUAAGUUCACCCUUCUCACGCCCACUCUUACUCAUCUGAUGUUCAACGUUUGCUUGGACAAUAUCAGUUGGAAUUGUGGCUUAGCCGACUGGGCAAGGCACGACUGCGUCGGGAUCGCGAGCACCGCCCAGUUCAUCAGGGCACACCCCGACUCGGUCUGGUUUUUGCCAAUCUGUGACGAAAAUCACUGGUUCCUGGGAAGGAUUGCUGUGAAACAUGGAGCCUGGUCCAUACACAUUCACUUUCCUCAAGGAAGCUCACGGUCGCCGCUCUAACUUACGCUCUGGACGCACAAGUUUUCAAAGUACUUAGUCUCAACAUCGAUGUGAAUCACGGUACGACGACAAGGGCACCUUAACAACAAGAUACCUUCUCGUGCGGUCCUGCCAUUGUGAAUGUCGUCGAACACGAACUCGUACACGAGAAGGCGUUUGAUCCAACGCACGCGGCUCUAUCGCGAAUCCGUCAAUUUUGCCGCGCUGUCGACAUGAUCGAGGCCCAGGAGCCAAAGAUGCCCAACUUGAAGAGCACACAAAAACCACUCAUGACGAUCGUGAUCCAAUGA